This is a messenger RNA of Amphimedon queenslandica, 1758 nucleotides long. RefSeq lists its product as uncharacterized. Lineage: Eukaryota; Metazoa; Porifera; Demospongiae; Haplosclerida; Niphatidae. Gene Ontology annotation, molecular function: dCMP deaminase activity. The record is from RefSeq and is a predicted model, not a curated record. The transcript has 9 exons. Gene Ontology annotation, cellular component: cytoplasm. Bases 215 to 1747 code for a protein of 510 amino acids.
UAUAGUAGUAUAUGACCUACUCACUGACAAAUUACACUUGAAGAUCACAAGAGAUACAGCAGAGAAAAGCAAAGACUACUAGCAGUUUUUACUCUAAGUUACUGCGAUAAGAAAAGUUAUGGAAGAUAAAAUGACAGACAAAAUGACAAAAGAAAUGAAAAAAAUAAAAGAUGAAUGAGAAAAAAGAGAUAAAAUACCUGACUAUGUCAAACAAAUGCAAGAAGUGGAGGACAAAAUGGGUUGUGAGUGUAAAAAAAUAAUAGCAGAAAUGGAAAAUUUACUCAAGGCAAAUAUAAAAAAGGAUAAAGAAGACAAAUUUAUAAAAUUAAAAAAAGAACUACAUGAGGCAAAAAAGUUAAAAAAAGAUGCUCAUGAAAAACAACAACAUUUAUCAUCAACAAUGAAAGAUUCAGAAAAGGUAAAAGCUGAUAUAGAAAAAAUACAAAAAGAAGCAAAGGAUUUUAAAAUAAAAAGGAGACAACAAUGGGAUGAAUAUUACAUGAAUAUAGCAUGUUUAGCUGCUCUAAGAAGUAAAGACCCAAGCACACCAGUUGGUUCUUGUAUUGCUGACACUAAAUCUUAUCAAAUAGUUGGGAUUGGAUAUAGUUCAAUGCCUUAUGUCAAAGGAGGUCAUAAUGACAAAAUUUUCCCUUGGAAAGGGCAAUCAGCAAACACAACGCUUUACUUUAAAAGAGAGAUAAGCACAGAGAUGGCACUUGAUGAUACUAAUAAAACAAAGAUGGAACUUGACAUUAAAACAGUGACAGCACCAGACAUUAAAACAGAGACGGAGCCUAAAAAUAGAACAGAGACUGUACCUGACAUUGAAACAGAAGAUAAACCAGGCAUUGAAACAGAGAUGGUACCUGACACUGAAACAGAGACAGAACCUGAAAUUGAAACAGAGGUGGUACCUGACAUUAAAAAAGACAAAAAUCUUAAAUAUCCUUUUGUUGUUCAUGCAGCAGUUAAUGCUAUUACAAAUAGGACCAGGGAUAAACUUGAUGAUUGUACAAUAUACACUACACUUUAUCCUGAUGAAGGCUGUGCUCGUGCAAUACAAGUAGCUGGAAUAAAAGAAGUUGUUUACUGUAUGUACACAAGAAAACCAGACAGAAAAUCGGAAUCAGAUAUGAAGAGGUCGGAGAAUUUUUUUAUAGCUAAUAAAAUUGAAAUAAGAGAACUAAAAACAUCAAAUGAAACUGAACCAGAAAAAAAAAUUAAAGAAAGAAUAGAACAAGCAAAAAUGUUACAUGAAGGACCAGCAGAGAAAUUACCUAAUGAGGCAUACACAAAAGCAAUAACAUGGGAAGAGUUCUUCAUGGGAAUAGCAAUACUGUCAACAAAAAAACCAGGACAAUAUGAUAGAAAAGCAGAAUUAGCAGUAGGAGCAUGCAUUGUGUCACCGUGCAAACAAGUAAUGGCAGUUGGAUACAGUGGAUACCCUGAAGAUAUGGAACUUGGGGAGAUUGAGCAAAAAGAUCAUAAAGAAUACCUUAAUCAUGCUGAAUACAAAGCAAUAAUAGGAGGACCAUUAGUUAGAGGGUGCACACUAUAUGUCACUUCAUAUCCAUGUGAUACUUGUGCUAGACUUAUAGUGCAAUCUGGUAUCACUGAAGUAGUGUAUGAUAAAGAUAAAGGAUACCCAAAUUCUAAAGAAAUACUAAGACAAUGUCUAGAAGUGAAAAGCAAUAUAAGGAAAUGCAAUCCAGAAAGUAAAAAUUUCACAGACAGUUUAUACAAGUAAUCAUAACAGAA